Cheilinus undulatus (humphead wrasse) is the source of this 5563-nucleotide messenger RNA. RefSeq names its product phospholipid phosphatase related 3a (gene plppr3a). The record is from RefSeq and is a predicted model, not a curated record. Gene Ontology annotation, biological process: phospholipid dephosphorylation; phospholipid metabolic process; signal transduction. NCBI's taxonomy places the organism in Eukaryota, Metazoa, Chordata, Actinopteri, Labriformes, Labridae. The transcript is spliced from 10 exons. The coding region runs from base 455 to 2971 and encodes 838 amino acids. Gene Ontology annotation, molecular function: phosphatidate phosphatase activity.
UUUCCUCAAUGGGAAAUAGGAAAACCAGCAGGUGGAAGUGAAGGGGAGGAACCGGGAAGACGCACGUGAAGCUCUCACUUCUUACAAAAAGAGAGCCAGGAAAUAGCCUAAGAGGAGGAAAAAGGAGCGCGUUAGCAGCAAGUGCAGCAAAUUGGACUUUUCCACCAUCAGCACCAUCCCUGCUCCUCCUCUGUAGGUCUCCCCACUUACUCCCAUCCAACCCUCAUCCUCCCUGCCUUCUCUCCUCUCCCCAGAAUAGCCAGAGAUCUCACUGAGAAGGGGUGUUUGGAUUUCAGGGAGACGCAUGGAGAUGGAUUAAAAUAAAAGAGAGAGGCGACUCUGCACCGCGAAACUGGAGCAGCACGCGCGACCACGCCGGGGGGGAAGGGGGCGACGGGACUCGGUGAAUUCACGGAGCCCCCGGGACAGAGGCUGUGACUGGUCCCACCCCAAGAUGACGUCCCCCAAAAACAAAGCCAAGAAGAAGCCUCCCAAAGACAGCAUGACACUACUGCCAUGCUUUUAUUUUGUAGAGCUCCCCAUCGUCCUGUCCUCCUUGGUGUCCCUGUACUUCCUGGAGCUGACAGAUGUGCUGUCCCCGGCCGUGGUGGGCUUCCGUUGCCAUGACCGCGACCUCUCCAUGCCCUACGUGGAGACGGGCGAUGAGCUCAUCCCGCUGCUGAUGCUGCUGAGUUUGGCCUUCGCCGGUCCUGCAGCAUCCAUUAUGAUGGGGGAGGCCCUCAUGUACUGUAUGCAAUCCAAACUGAAGUCAUGUCCCAAGUCGGAGAGCAGCAUCAACGCUGGAGGCUGCAGCUUCAACUCCUUCCUACGCAGAACCGUGCGCUUCGUCGGUGUUCAUGUGUUCGGUCUCUUGGCAACAGCCUUGGUGACAGAUGUCAUCCAGUUAGCGACCGGUUACCACGCCCCGUUCUUCCUCACCGUCUGUCAGCCCAAUUAUACGGCACCGGGGGUGUCAUGUGACAACAACGCCUACAUCACAAGGGACAUCUGUAUGGGGAAGGACCAGUACGCCAUCAUGUCGGCGAGGAAAACAUUUCCAUCCCAGCAUGCAACGCUCUCUGGCUUCGCUGCUGUUUAUAUCUCAAUGUAUUUCAAUGCCAGCAUCAGCAGCACCACCAAACUCUUGAAGCCAUUACUGGUGUUUGCUUUCUGCAUGGCGGCGGGCCUUGCUGGUCUGACGCAGAUUACUCAGCACCGCAGUCACCCAAUAGAUGUCUAUGUGGGAUACCUCAUCGGAGCGGGCAUUGGAGUCUACCUGGCUGUGUUCGCCGUGGGAAACUUCAAAGCAUCAGAGGAAGAUGCUCAUUCCUUACAAAGACUGACACCAGCUCAGCAGAAGGACAGCCUGCGGGUGCUGAGUCAGCGCAGCCAUGACUCCCUCUACAGGAAGACCCCCAGAGUGUCGGAGAGCAGGGAGGAGCUGGGAGCAGGGCUUGGCUCUGGAGCUCGCAGCAAGGUGAGGAGGGAGAAGGCGUCUCUGGCCUCCUUAAAACGAGCUAGCGCCGAUGUGGAGCUCCUUGCAACUCGCGGCCCCAUGGGUAAGGAAACCAUGGUAACCUUCAGCAACACCUUACCAAGAGUUGCAAAUGGGAACAGCCCCAUCUCGCCAUCAGACGAGCCAGCCACCACACAGCGCCACAUGACCUUCCACGUGCCCUUUGACUCCCAGAGGUCUAGGCAGCUGGUGACAGAGUGGAAGCAGCGCUCACUAGAGCUCCGCAGCCAGAGCUCACGAGACGAGGACGAGGGGGAUGGUGGGGAUGAAGGAGGAGCUGCAGCAGGCGGGGGAGAAGGAGACCAGGAGAUGCCAUCUUCUCUGUAUCCCACGGUGCAAGCCAACAAGGGCAUCGCCACGCCAACUUCAGCCAGGAUGGUGGUGGCACCCCCGCUCGUUCACAUCCCUGAAGAGGCCACUCGACCACCGCCUGUGUCUCCAAAGAGCGCCAAGACGCGUGCCAAGUGGCUGUCACUCACCGAGGAAGGGAGGGUGAAGGAGCCAGGGCAGGGGCCCAUCGCUGUGUCGACCCCACGAGUGCCGAACACACAACCCAACCAGCCGCCAAGUCAGCAGAGAGUCACUCAGGUGAUAGCCAUGUCCAAACAGCAGGGUCACAGCACCCUCACACCGUCCACCAAGACCUCAGAAGGCGGCUCCUCCUCCGGAGGUGGGUCCAACUGCUCUGAGUCACCUUAUUAUAGGAUUCCAUCAGACCGAGACAGCUGCACCGGGAGCAACCCGGGAAGUAUCGCAGGAAGUGGCAGCAUCGUCACCAUCGACGCUCAUGCCCCACACCACCCGGUGGUGCGUGUGUCUGCCAGUAACGGCAAGCCGUGGGAGUGGAGGAACACCAUCAGUGGAAACAUGAUGGCUGCCGAGACGGCGGGGGAGAAACACCGCGCGGCUCUGCAGCGACAGGAAAACACAAGUCACUAUCGGGACUACCGCACGCUCCCGGUGAAAACGGACUCCAUUGGCUCCUCAUCAGCCAGCGGGAGCAACGAAGGAGGAGCAGAGAUGCCUCCACCGCCCCUCCCCACCUCCACCUCCCCUCUGCCUCCCCCUCCUCAGCUGUCGUCGUCCCCUCUACCUCCACCUCCUCCUCACUCGUCUUCAUCCCCACUGCCUCCCCCUCCACACUCCACUCCCAUGCCUCCUCCUCUACCUCACUCUGCACCCUCCCAUAUGCCUCUCCCACCUCACUUGUCCUCCCAGGUGUCACCUCCUCCCCUCCCACCUCCUCACCCAUCUUCUUCCCAAAUGCCUCCACCUCCUCACCCCAUCAUCCUCCCAUAUGCCCCCACCUCCUCACUCAUCAUCCUCCCAUAUGCCCCCACCUCCUCACCCCCAUCCAUCCUCUUCCCCUCUACCACCUCCACCUCAUCCUUCAUCCAUGCAGCCACCUCCUCACCCGUCCUGCUCCAGCAUGCUCCCGCCUCCUCCCCAUCCUGACUUACUGAUGGACGCCCACAGCCAGGCGCUCUCCCGCUCCUCCACCCUGCCUCGCCGGCCUUCCGUCUCCGCCCGCAGCCAUGCAGAGCAGGAGCACUACUACAAGGCCAUGCAGAACGAGCGGAUGUUAUAGUGACGGGAAAAAGCGAGGGACAUCAUUGUCACAUCGAUGAUUGUACUUCAGGAGACGCAGCUUAGAAAAAAAGUGAAACGGGCGAUUUUUGCAGAUAUGACUUUAAAAACGAGAAAAGACUUCAAGAUUUGAAUCCAGUCAAAAAAAGCUGGGAAUACAGAGGCAGCAAAAGUGGAGGACCAUGUGGAGGUCUGGCAGCUCAUGCACUCAGCAGGAGAGCAGCUCGCACACAAUGCCCACAGCGCCGGCUCCACAGCCAAGAGUGAGAAAAGAUCAGACAGGAGAGAAGAAAUGUGAGUCAAAGAGAGCAGGGUGAAGAUUAAAAAGCUAACUUCACCUCACAGUUCAGCAUACACACCCUCCACGUUUCUUCAUUCAAAGCCUGAAUGGAAGCUGCUGCAGCUGAAAGAGAGAUAUCACAAUGAGCGGUUUGGGAUUUGCUAAAUCAAGCUCCCCUUGAGAGGCGGGAUAAGACCAAGAAAACAAAACAACUACAGGGAAUACGAGCUCUCCUCAAACUCGGCUGUUUGAGACUGCCAAACGUUACGCACAGAGAAUCCACUGUUGCAACCAGCUGAAAAACUCAUCCUUCAAAGCCCCUAAAGCUAUGAAUAAAGAGAAGAAUGCAGUGAUGAUAUGUUCAAAAACAGGUUCGAGAGUAUUAGCCACAACCUACAAAAGCACGACUGUCUUUUUGACCUCUCUGAAUAAACAAACUGAAUGGGGAAUUUUGUGAGCAAAUCUGCGAGAAUCCACCAGAGAGAAGCAGCUUAGGAAGUGUUGCUUCUGGACGGGGGUUGUGAGAAGAAAGAGGGAGGGGUGGAUAUAUGGAGGAUAACGAACAGUUGGGCGACCCGACGCAGACGUUACUGGAUGGAUUACUGUUGUGAACACGAGAGGCGAUGGGACGGAAAGAGAGAAUUGCUCCUAAAGUGAAGAGGGUGAUUGGGCCAGCACAGCCGAGCAGAGCAGAGCGAGCCAGGCAGCCAGUCUGUCUUUGCUGUGUGCAAAAACCUGCUGCAGAGCCUGAAGCAGCUCUAAGGAGAUUAACGUUUGUUUAUCAAACCAUGCGAGCACACUCUUCCCUCCGUAUAGCUCUUCACUCUUUUCCCCUCUGGCAAAUUGCGACAGUGAUGGGAAUGUUAAUGGGAAAGCUGUCCGGCCAGAAGUGCCACCAACAUGUACAGUGGCUCAGGCACACCUUUCUCAAAGCGGCUAACUGGCUUGUUCUGCUGGCUGUCUCUCUCACAUUUCAAAGGUUUUGGUACCACUUUCCAGCCAGGCAUAAAAUGUAUAAGGGUUAUAGAAGUUCUUGCUUUAUUUAUGAUGAUUUAUAUUCCUCUUUAACACCAGUAAUGAUAUAUUAUAUAGGGAAGCAUUUGGACUGUUUCAGCUGCUAGGAGACUGAAUAUUUACACAACUUUAAAACCAGUAUUUACAAUCCCUUAUUCACCCAUCUGUUCAUCAUUGGAGCCAUCACAGGGCUGCCCCUAUUCAAGCAGGCUUUAUUGGAAGGUGGUACCAAGAUAUGUUUGUUUUAAUAUGAAAUAAAUUCCAAACUUGUUGAACAAAAGCUAAUUUUAAAUGGUCAGACCAGCACCAUAAUAAACCAGCAAGACCUGAAAGGUAUGUUCAUGCCAGCUUUUAGCAGAUGCUGUAAGCUUAGUCGGACUUACUGAUGUUAAGACAAACUAUACUGCUCAAGAGUGCAAUGUGAUGUGGUUGUAAGGUCCAAGCCUGUAUAUACAGAUGGACGAUGCAGUCUACACUUCCUCCUCCUGUACAAAAAUGAAGCCAAAAUAUCCUGAGAUUUGCACUGGCAUACUGACAUCAUUUGAAGCCAUAGCCUGCGCCAUAGAGAUGGUGGUGCAACAUCCCAUCCUUUUUACAAAACAAAUCACAUAUUUGACGCAACAAAGACUUACGUAACUUUGCUUAUCCAUUGCACACAGCAGGAGCAAGCUGGCAAUCAUGGGUUAUACCCACUUUAUUGAGAGAGAUGAUUCUAGAGUCCAUUAGAGUCCUAGGUUAAAAUUCCCAUGGUCCCCUCACAACAGUGUAUGUUGAACAGCAAAUACUUAUAGAGUCCCCUUUCUUUCCCUGGGUGAUUUUUGUUGGUUUUCACAGGAAAUAUGCAUGCCAUGCUUGGUUGCAUAUAAAGCAUAAGUGCUGUCAAAUAGCCCCCCACUUAGGAAGGUUUCCUACUGUUGCAGUUGUUUCCUAAAUUGCAAAAUUUGCAUGUUAAGCCGCUAAUGUGGUUUAGGAUUUGACAGAUCUCUGAGCCCCCCUACUGCCUUGGGGCUCCAUUAGCACUUUUGUUUAUUGACUUGACAAGCCAGAUAGACCAUGGCAUGAAUACAUUUCACAUUCAUCUUGGAAACAACCCAUAAAAAGUGUUUGAGAAGGGCAAGAUUUUUCAAAAAAAAAAAAAAAAACUCGGAAGGUGAUUGGAUGAACGC